Trichomonas vaginalis G3 is the source of this 414-nucleotide messenger RNA. Its product is annotated as cyclin-dependent kinase inhibitor 2C-related family. The annotation marks the transcript as partial. The transcript has a single exon. Gene Ontology annotation, molecular function: protein binding; transcription cis-regulatory region binding. Gene Ontology annotation, biological process: positive regulation of transcription by RNA polymerase II. Lineage: Eukaryota; Parabasalia; Trichomonadida; Trichomonadidae. Gene Ontology annotation, cellular component: nucleus. The record is from RefSeq and is a predicted model, not a curated record.
UUUUAUAAUAGUAGAGAAAUAGCCGAACUUCUUAUUUCACACGGUAUAAAUAUCAAUGAAAAAGAUAAUGAUGGAAGAACCGCUCUUCAUUUUGCAGCAUUAAAUAAUCGUAAAGAAACAGCCGAAAUUCUUAUUUCGCAUGGUAUAAAUAUCAAUGAAAAAGAUAAUGAUGGAAAAACCGCUCUUCAUAUUGCAGCAUUUUAUAAUAAUAGAGAAAUAGCCAAACUUCUUAUUUCGCAUGGUAUAAAUAUCAAUGAAAAAGAUAAUGAUGGAAAAACCGCUCUUCAUUUUGCAGCAUUUUAUAAUAAUAGAGAAAUAGCCGAAAUUCUUAUUUCGCAUGGUAUAAAUAUCAAUGAAAAAGAUAAUAUUGGACAAACCGCUCUUCAUAAAGCAACACGUUAUAUAGAUAAAUAA